This is a messenger RNA of Hypoxylon fragiforme, 3141 nucleotides long. RefSeq names its product Pleckstrin homology domain-containing protein. Bases 1 to 3141 code for a protein of 1046 amino acids. NCBI's taxonomy places the organism in Eukaryota, Fungi, Ascomycota, Sordariomycetes, Xylariales, Hypoxylaceae. The transcript has 5 exons. The record is from RefSeq and is a predicted model, not a curated record.
AUGAAUUCAGAGAGGAAUCGUACGCGGAGGGAGAGAACCUUUGUGGGGAGUGAAUGUGCCGUCUGUGAAGAGCCAUUGGAACAUACGUUACGCGGCGAGAGGAUUUUACAGUUUUCGUGUCAACACGUCUCCCACGAAGCAUGCUUCUACGAGUUUAUACGUGAAUUCGAGUCACAGUACUGCCCAUCAUGCAAUGCGCCAUUACAUCUGGACACCACUCGUGGAGGUAACGUUCUAGAUAUUGAGAAAAUAACGAACAUAGUGCGAUCAGCAUCUUCCGGUGAUAGUAGAUCAAUUACUACACCGACACAGACAAGUAAUGCUUGGGAUAAUCAGGGUGGUCGACCGCCUAGCGGCGAGUCUAAUGCUAGGAGUCAUGCUCCGAGUAAUAGUGGUCGUGAGAGCGUGGCCCGUGGGAGUCUCAGAGAUAGCCGAGAUAGUCGAGAACAACCCAAUACGGAUCGGUACGUAGCAGCGCAUAGACAUGGUCGUAGCGAUAGCGAAGCGACCGGUGUCGCCUCAUCAACAGGCUAUCCCGAAACAGCACAGAGUGGUCCCCCGCGCCGACAUGACUACGAUGUCCAAGCUAUGGAGACAACACCAGGUAGCCCACGAGCUAUGGCCCGUAACCCAAUUCCACCACCAUCCGUUGUGGUUCGGUCUGAAUUCCCGACGAUUACGCGAUCUCGACAGCAGCAGACUUUAACGUGCCUUGUCACUGUGGAAGUCGCCGACAACAAAUGGAGACCAGAUCCUGAGGAUCUAGGCGUCGUGAGCCAGACACCGCAGGCGCGCGUGGAGGAGGCUUUCACCCAAAGACCACCAUCUCCUGCGAGGAGUUCUCGGCCGCGCUUCUAUCCAUACGAACCACCAGAGGUCUUAGAGGAGAUGACUGAGAAUCUGCGAAACCGGGUCGAUAAUUGGCAUGGACUUGAUUUCAACAGAUUUGGAAAGCUUCGACUCUACGGCACUUUGAAGGUUGGCAAGGAUAGAAUCUCAUGGCAGGAACUCGAAUGCUAUCUCUUUGCGGAAAUGCUCAUUUGCGUAAAAGAGAAGAAGAAUGCGCAGGCGGCGCAACAACAACAAUGGGAUGAAAAUGGCAUGCUACGCAAAGCGACACGGUGCACUUUAAAGGGCUCUAUUCUUAUCAAGAAACAUCUUAACGAGGUGACAGAAACUGGUAUGGUCGAUGAGAAUAUACUCACUCUCAGCCUCUCUGUUGCCGAACUGCCACAAUUUCAUCUACGUUUCGACAACAGAAACCAGCUGAAACUUUGGCAGCAGGCUCUUCUUGAUCUCAAUGCUGUUGAGGGGUCUCCGGUCAGAGGCCCAGAUUAUGACCGACACGAGAUCUCGGAGAACGAAGAAGAUGAAUGGGGGAGAGGAGGUCGACCACAGCGAGUCUCUUCUGUAGCCUCUUCGUAUGCUGGGCCCAAAUCUGCGACAACAGCCGCUACCGAGUACACCACUUUCACUAAGAGCCCGCUUCUUUCCUCUGUCCACGUACCGAUCGAUGUUGUCGUUGUUGUGCCCAUCUCUUCUUCGAUGCAGGGUGUCAAGAUCAACCUUGUGAGGGAUGCCUUGAAGUUCAUGGUUCAAACUUUGGGCGAACGUGAUCGUAUGGGUCUCGUCACCUUCGGUUCGGGAGGAGGUGGUGUUCCCAUCGUAGGCAUGACUACUAAGUCGUGGCACGGAUGGAACAACGUGCUAGCCUCCAUCAAACCCGUAGGACAGAAGAGCCACCGCGCGGAUGUUGUUGAGGGCGCAAACGUUGCCAUGGAUCUGCUCAUGCAGCGCAAGUAUAACAAUCCGAUCGCUACCAUCAUGCUCAUUAGCGACGCUUCGACAUCCGAUGCUGAUAGUGUCGAUUUUGUUGUUUCGCGAGCGGAAGCCGCCAAAAUUACAAUUCACUCAUUCGGCCUUGGAAUGACUCACAAGCCAGACACUAUGAUUGAAUUAUCUUCGCGUACGAAGGCAUCGUACACGUACGUAAAGGACUGGAUGAUGCUGCGCGAGUGUUUAGCUGGGUGUCUAGGAUCGGUCCAGUCUUUGUCUCAUCAAAACGUCAAACUGAAGCUUAGACUACCAGAAGGCUCUCCUGCAAGAUUCCACAAGAUCAGCGGAGCGUUGCAGAUCACCAAGCGGGCCACCGGCCGUGACGCUGAAGCUUCGCUAGGCGAUCUUAGAUUUGGCGAUAAACGAGAUAUCCUAGUCCAGCUUGUUAUUGCCCCUGACACAACAUCCCAAGAGCAACUACCGCAAGACCCGUGGGAGACAAUCGUAUCUGGAUUGGAAGCAUUAGGAGGAUCUGUGGAACACGACGACCAGAGGACUCUUUCGGUCGAAGAGUUGCCGCUGAUCCAAGCAGACCUAGUUUGGGGCGACAUACUGCGAGAUGGCACCAUGAUGCAUCUUCCUAGGCCAUCAUUACUUGCCAUCACAAUGCUACCUGCACCAGGCAGUUCCAAGAAGCUUUCAUGGCAGAAUAACCCCCCUAUUCCUCCCCACCCACAUAUUGUCCAACGACGAAUGGAGCUUCUCACCUCCGACAUGCUCACCCGAGCAUUGACAUUAGUCUCGCGAGGUCAACAUGAUCGCGCGCACACCCUCCUCAACGAAACUCGAUCCAUCUUGAAGGGUCUAGGCAAAGGCGGCCUCCCACCUGUCCCUCUUAUCCCUCUUCCACCAAUCCCUGGUAGCAAAUCGAGCCCUUCUACCCCACAACCGGGAUCGGAUGCUUCUCCCAUUUCGGCGACCCCGGAUCGAAAGCGUACGCCAUCUCCGACUGCCUCGGCACACUCGGGCGCCAACGGUUUCCCACCACCGCUCCCACGAACCCGAUCAACCGAUGGGUUAACGCUGGGCAACUCGGCCGGUGUCGACGUUGGCACCGUUGCCGCUCUUGAUGCUGAACUAGAAGCCAGCUUGGAGUGGAUCAGCCAUCCGGCGGUGUUUGGACGCGACAGUCGCAAGGCUGUCCUGCAAGCUAUCGGUGUCAUCAGCAGCCAGCGAGCCUUUACAUUCCGAACAGCAGUCGAAAGCUUAUGGGCGGGUCGUGUAAGCGGUGUGAAGAAGUUGACAGACAAGAGCCGUGAAUGGAGAGAAGAGGGAAGCGGGGAAGGGAUCAUUGAAGAGGCAUGA